GCAUUGCGUGCCAUAAUAGGAUGUAUCAAAAAUUAUAAGGUAGAAUUUUCCGUAAGCUGAGGUGCUCAAAAUGCCUACGAGCUCCUGGAUCACGUUCCUCUCCCUUUCACAGCUCUCGCUUACUGUGCAGGGCAAAAGUUUUUGGUCCACUCAGCCGGCAGGUUUCGCGGAUAUUAUCAGGACAGCGUAUCCAGUAGGAAAUGGUCAAUUAGCUGGUAUGCAUUUAAACAUGUUAUUCUUCUCAUAUACUAAAUAAAAUACAGCACUACCUUUUGGCAAGCCAGGUUCAGAAAAACUUAAUCUCAACAGAGAUUCGUUAUGGAAUGGUGGGCCCUUUGAGAAUGCAAGCUACAAUGGCGGUAAUCCAAACUUUUCGGUGGCUUCCUCCUUACCAGGUAUCAGAGAUUGGAUCUUUCGAAAUGGAACCGGAAAUGUUACUACGUUGAUGGGCUCAGAUGAUAAUUAUGGAAGUUUCCAGGUUCUUGGAAAUUUAUCCGUGUCUUUGCAAGGUAUAUCUGACGCUACUGGCUAUAAAAGAAGCCUUGAUCUGGAUACUGGAAUUCAUACGACUACCUUCAGCACUGCUAAUGCUUCUUUUACUACGUCGGUAAUUCUAUUCUAAGCCCCUAGUAUAAUGCUAACAAUCACCAGCGCCGUCUUUUGUUCUUACCCGGACAGUGUGUGCGUUUACCAAGUUAAUUCAACAGCCACACUUCCUAGAAUUGAUAUUCACUUUGACAAUUUACAAGCAGACAGCUCUUUAGUCAAGUCAUCUUGUUCAACGUCUUCAAAAUCAGCUCUAUUCAGUGGUAUUACUCAAGCUGACAUAGGCAUGAUUUAUAAGGCCGAGGCACGAGUCAUUGAACUGACAAAAUCGGUUUCUUGUUCAAAUACUACAGGUAUUCUUAGUAUAACACCAUCUAAUAAUCAAUAUUCUCUGUCUCUAGUCAUCUCAGCUGGUACAAAUUACGACGCUACUAAAGGCACAGCUGCACAUAAUUACUCAUUCAAAGGAAAAGAUCCAAGCGACUACGUUUCCACCACGGCUGCAAAAGCAGCUUCGAAAAGUUUCAAAACCCUCAGGGAGAGUCAUCUUUCUGAUUUCUCUGCCCUGAUAAGCACUUUCACACUAAGUCUUCCUGAUCCCCUUGGAUCAGCAAACAAAGAAACAGCAACUGUGAUCGCAGCAUAUAAUACCACAGAAAAUAGCCAUACCGAUCCAUGGCUAGAGAGUCUCCUAUUCGACUACAGUCGAUAUCUAUUCAUAUCAUCAUCGCGAGAAAAUUCACUCCCGCCUAAUCUCCAAGGUAAAUGGGCAUAUGGAUUAUCGAAUGCAUGGGGCAGCGACUACCACUCCAACAUCAAUCUACAAAUGAACCAUUGGGUCGCCGUGCAAACCGGUCUCGGAGAUUUGCAAUCUGCAUUAUGGAGCUACAUGGCAGAAACAUGGGCACCGCGCGGCUCGGAAACGGCUAAAUUAUUAUAUGAUGCUCCGGGCUGGGUGGUCCAUGAUGAGAUAAAUAUUUUUGGUCAUACGGGUAUGAAAACGGGUGAUGAGUAUUGGGCUGAUUAUCCAGCUGCUGCGUCAUGGUUAAUGCAACAUGUAGCUGAUUAUUACGAUUAUUCUCGCGAUGAAACUUGGUUGAAGAAUACAGGAUAUCCGUUACUCAAAGCCAUUUCGGAGUUUUGGCUUAGUCAACUUCAGAAGGAUGAGUAUUUUAAUGAUGGGACUUUGGUUGUUAAUCCUUGUUCUUCGCCUGAACAUGGUCCUGUAAGUUUUUAAGAGCUUGAUUGAUUGAUUGAUAUCGGUUAUGUGAUGGAUAUACAGAUUUAACUAACAUGAUUCAUAGACAACAUUCGGCUGUACACACUACCAACAACUGAUCCACUCAGUUUUCACCACCACCCUCCAAGCAGCACGCACACUAAGCACAGACAACACACUUCAAAGCAGCCUCCAAAACACCCUCACCACCCUCGACAAAGGCCUCCACAUAUCCCCCCUAACCCAAAUCCAAGAAUGGAAAAUCUACUUCCCUACCUACGAAAACACCACUCAUCGCCACCUCUCCAAUCUCAUCGGCUGGUUCCCCGGUUCCUCCCUCUCAUCCUAUCUCUCCGGCUACACCAACACCACCAUUUCCACCGCGGUGCGCAAUACCCUUAUAGCGCGCGGAGUAGGCAUCAUCGAUUCGAACGCUGGAUGGGAAAAAGUGUGGCGCGCAGCCUGUUGGGCGCGAUUAAACGAUACAGAGACAGCGUAUGCGGAGUUGAGAUUAGCGGUUCGGAAUAACAUAGCGGAGAAUGGACUGAGUAUGUAUUCUGGGAAAAAUGAACCGUUUCAGAUUGAUGCGAAUUUUGGGUUUGGGGGCGCGAUAUUGGGGAUGUUGGUUGUGGAUCUGCCGGAUGGGGGGACCGAGGGUAUUAGGACGGUGGUUCUUGGGCCGGCUAUUCCGGGGGAGUGGGCUGGGGGAAAGGUGCACGGGUUGAGGCUUAGAGGGGGGGGAGUGCUGGAUUUUGAGUGGGGUGUUGAUGGUGUUGUGACGAGUGCGGUUUGGAAGGUUAAGGGGGUGGAAACGGUGAGGAUUGUUAAUGUUAAGGGUGAAGUGCUUGUAUAGUUAAUUUGUCUUUACUAUUUUAUAUUAUCUCCGGGGAUAAUAAUCCUCUAUAUCAAUAUAUAUAUAUAACUUUAUAAGAAAAUCUUUCAAUGUUUA
Molecule: messenger RNA, 2714 nt
Organism: Sclerotinia trifoliorum
Lineage: Eukaryota; Fungi; Ascomycota; Leotiomycetes; Helotiales; Sclerotiniaceae
Source: the annotation of a GenBank genome assembly